CACCGCCGCUGCUCCCGCGGUUGCUGGGGGUGGAUGAGAGGUGGAGCUGUCGCGGACCAGGUGCGACCGGUCUCUUGCUGGUUUUGCCUGAGGGGUCUUCCUUCUUACGCCGCACCCUGACUCCGGUCGUGCCAAGGGGGGUCCCUGCGGACACCUCGACAGUCAGUGGAGAUGCCUCUCUUUGCCACCAAUCCUUUCGACCAGGACGUUGGGAGGAAGCUGAACUAGAUGAUUGGGUACAGUAUGCCAUCGUCCUGAAGCUGAACUAGAUGAUUGGAGAAAGCAACCAGCGAGAUGAACACUGCUGAGGACUGGGGCCUCAUCCUGGAUAUUUGCGAUAAGGUCGGCCAAUCCCGCACUGGACCUAAAGAUUGUCUUCGGUCUAUUAUGAGGAGGGUGAACCACAAAGAUCCUCAUGUUGCUAUGCAAGCAUUGACUCUUCUAGGAGCCUGUGUAUCAAACUGUGGCAAAAUUUUUCACUUAGAAGUAUGUUCAAGAGAUUUUGCUAGUGAAGUAAGCAACGUAUUAAAUAAGGGUCAUCCUAAAGUGUGUGAGAAGUUAAAAGCUCUUAUGGUGGAAUGGACGGAUGAAUUUAAGAACGACCCGCAGCUUAGUCUGAUAUCAGCAAUGAUUAAGAACCUUAAAGAGCAAGGAGUCACUUUCCCAGCUAUUGGCUCUCAGGCUGCAGAACAGGCCAAAGCAAGCCCAGCUCUCAUAGCCAAGGAUCCUGGAACUGUGGCUAACAAAAAAGAAGAAGAAGAUUUAGCAAAAGCCAUCGAGUUGUCUCUCAAGGAGCAAAGGCAGCAGACCACUACCCUUUCCACUCUGUAUCCAAGCACAUCCAACCUUUUAACCAACCACCAACAUGACGGUCGGAAAGUUCGUGCCAUAUAUGACUUUGAAGCUGCUGAAGAUAAUGAACUUACUUUUAAAGCUGGAGAAAUUAUCACAGUUCUUGAUGACAGUGAUCCAAACUGGUGGAAAGGUGAAACCCAUCAGGGCAUCGGGUUAUUUCCCUCUAAUUUUGUAACUGCGGAUCUCACUGCUGAACCGGAAAUGAUUAAAACAGAGAAGAAGACAGUGCAAUUUAGUGAUGAUGUCCAGGUAGAGAUGAUAGAGCCAGAGCCGGAAGCAACUUUUAUCGACGAAGAUAAAAUGGACCAGUUGUUACAGAUGUUGCAAAGUACAGAUCCCAGUGAUAAUCAGCCAGAUCUGCCAGAACUACUUCACCUUGAAGCGAUGUGUCACCAGAUGGGGCCUCUCAUUGAUGAAAAGCUGGAAGACAUUGAUAGAAAACAUUCAGAAUUCUCAGAACUUAAUGUCAAAGUGAUGGAGGCGCUUUCAUUGUAUACGAAGUUAAUGAAUGAAGAUCCAAUGUAUUCCAUGUAUGCAAAAUUACAGAAUCAGCAGUAUUACAUGCAGUCAUCUGGUGUGUCUGGUGCUCAGGUCUGUCCCGGGCCUCCUCAGAGCGGUGCCUACCUGGUGGCAGGGAGUGCACAGAUGAGCCAUCUGCACAGCUACAGCCUUCCCCCGGAGCAGCUGUCUUCUCUCAGCCAGGGCGCUGUCCCGCCGCCCACAAGCCCAGCCCUUCCUAGCCAGCAGACCACGGCUUCCUACCCCAAUGCCAUGGUUAGUUCUGUUCAAGGAACCACGUAUCCCAACCAGGCUGCAAUGUAUAGUCCUCCUCCUGCUGCUGCUGCUGUCGCUGCUGACGUCACAGUCUACCAGAGUGCAGGAACUGGUAUGUCCCAGGUGCCAAACUAUACUCUGACGUCUUCCGCCCUGCCUCAGCCAGGAGCCAGCCAACAGCCACCCCCGCCGCAGCAGCAGCUGUAUUCUCAGAAGGCUCUGCUAUAGGACCUGGUUUUCUUCUUUUUGGGAAAUACCUGCUAAAUGCCGCUGACGAUGUUACAAGAUUUAUUAGUAUCUUAAGAUUUGUUUCUCCUCAGCUUAUAGAAAUCUAUCUCGGUCAACAGAUUCACAUGGUCAAGAAGGUAGAAGUCUCCGAUUUGCACAGACAUUUUACAGGUGCACCCUUCCUCUCCCCCAGAGGGAGGAAACUCCUUACAACAGUUCCUUCCUUUCAUAAUAUGAAGAAUUGAUUCAAGAUUAUUUGUCUCGUAAAAUUACCUGGUCUGCAAAGAGUCAAACUUACAGAAACUGUCGUGGCAUAUGUUCUGUACAUGUGUUGAUAUGUAACUUCAUUAGAGGCCAUUUGAAUCACAGUGGUGAUCAUGUGAACGUAUUUAACACUGUGUUCAAUUAAUUUGCUGUGUUAUUUUAAUCAUGACAACUACUAUGUUUCCUAAUGUUUUAUGUAAAUUUAAGGUAAUUACACUAUCCUUUCAGACUGCAAGAGAACAAAGUUGUAGCAUAUUCACGUGAAGGCGUUGUUGUCCAACCCUCAUUUUGCUAAUUGUGAGCUAACUUACGUGUAGUACGUCUUUCUGUAGCCUCUGCGUCCCACUGGCUGUCAUCACACCAGCGUACAGUAGCUAAAUUUUUGGUGCAGUUAUAGAAAUAAUAAUGUUCCCUUUUAAGCUUACAUUUUGGCAUGGUAUUUCAGAUAUUGUGGGACUAUGAGAUAAAAUUAAGUAGGAUCGUGUUCUUUAUAUCUUAUUUUUAAAGAAAUGAUGUCGAUUUCCUUUUUCCUAGUCGAAGAUAGUUAAUCAGGUUUCUAAGCUGUAUACUGUGUUAAUUGGUGGCAGUGACACCAAAGAUAGAGGCAAUGGAUAGAAAUUUUUAAACUGGAAUGAGAACAUGAGUUACACUACAUUUUCAAUCUCUUGUAAUUAUUUAGGAUAGAAACAAAAUUUGAUUCAUCUGUCUUAUCCUACUACUAGUAGUCUUUUAAAUAUGUCUUUAACACUUUGUAUUCUUUAAUUCUUCAUUAAAAUGGGUAUAAGUAGAUCUUUCAAAGUAAUUCAUAUUUCUGGCUUUGCUUAUCAGUUUAUGUAUUUAUUGUUACCUUUCAAACUGGAGUUUUGGGCUACUUUCCUUUAAAGUUCUGAUGGAAUUACUUUGGCUCGUAUUUGGGAGUAUUUUUGAAUGGAUGCUUCUCUUUUAAUUCAUACAAAAAGUGUUUUCCACUGACAUUUUAAUCAUAAAUAUUUACAAUUUCCCUGGUUGUGCUCUACUAUAAUUCUAACAUCAUUAUUUUAAAAAAACUUAAAAAUUGAGUUGAGUACCUUUUUUGGGGGGGGCCGGGUACCAGGGAUCAAACUCGGGACCUUUUGCUUGCAAGGCAGGCGGUGGAACCACUGAGCUAAAUCCACGGUCCUGAGUACCGUUUUUAAUGAGUUGAUUUAACAGGUUUCAUACUAAAAAUGCAAAUUUGAUUUAUAUUUUCUAAGAUUAUUGUAAUCAAGUAGAUUGUUUAACAGAUGACUCCAUAAUAUCAAUGGUGACUAAUUUCACAGGUUCAAAUGUAGAGCACCAUCUUCUAUUUAAGUGUUUUUGUUGAUGUUGUAUUUUCCUGAGUUUAUUGUCCACAAAUACUAAUUUCUAAAUUUAUUCAAAUUCCAUGCUUUAAGAACUUUUAUGUUACUUUUGAUAAACAUUGUUGAAGAGAUUAUAAUCUUUUUUGUUCCAAUUUGAAUAUUAUGUUUUAACUGAUAUACUUUUCCCAAGUCUUACUGUAUUUUUCUGUCAUGAUAAAUUUUUGUUUACAACUGUAUCCUUUUCCCAUUUUAAUUUUGAUAGCGCUCAUGCUAUAAAAUCAAUUAAAUAUUUUCUAGUAUGCUUUCAGCCCUAUGAAAGUCAAAGAAUGGUGAAAUGCCAAAAAAGACCAAUGACAGCAACCCUACCUUUAUUACAAUGCAUAUACAUUUCCCAUUACCUAUUAGAUUACGGGGCUUAUAAAGACUUAAAUGAUGAGCACUUAAAAGUGAUACCGACUUAGUUUAUGCUUCUCACUUAUUAAGAAUGAAAGUGCCAGGUGGAAAAUUUUCAAAGAAAAUUGUAGCACUAGCUUUUCCAUCUUUCAGAUGACACGACAAGGAUGGAACUAGGAGGACACUAGUUAGGGUCACAAGUGAUUUUCGUUUGAAACCUUUUGUGUUGCACUUUCAAGGAAUCUUUCAUUAAUAGCUGUCCUUAUUUUGAAGGAAUAGAAUUUAUAAAAUGAACUAACUAUAAUGUAAACUUCUGUGAAGCCAUUUUUAUUUCUCAGUUUAUUUCUUUCAUAAAGUUUGAGGUUUGUUUCCAUAAAGGUGACACUAAAUGGAAAAAAUUCAAUCCAGUUACUAUGUAGCAUAAGUAGCCAACAGACUCCAUGGCUGAUUGGAUGUAAUAAUAUAUGAGUGUCCUAAAACUACUACUAGUGAUUUAUAAUAUUAACUUAAUUUGAUUUUACAGUCUUUUCUAACUUUGUGGUCUUCCUUCACUAUUACCUGUCUCCCCUGCUCAAUGAGGGACCUUUUGAUAUGCCUAAGGAUUCCCUUCAUAUUAAAUACUUGUGAAAAUUUUUUUCCUGUACCUCUUAGUUCUUAUACUUAAAAUGCUUUAAAGUCCAUUGUCGUUCAUUUCUGAUAGAUACAGCUUUCCUAUGUGACAUAUGUCUAAUUGUGCUUGAAAAUCUUUUGUCCAGAGCAUCAGGGUUGUGUGAGAAAAACAUGAAAUCCUAUGUAAUAAACUGCAACUAUAAAAAUUACAGAAAUUAUUUUCCAAGAUGAAGUUGAUUGGUAUUUGUCAAAUCUUCAUCUGUUACACAUUAAAAUCACUCUUUUCUUUUUCUCAUCUAUUUCCUUGUUUUACUUACCUUGUUUUACAUACUAGUUACACUUUUUGGUUAUACCACUUCUAAAUUUUAAUAACAAAAUUGUACUUUAAAUUUUUCACUCCUGUAUUAUAUUCUAAUUUUUUGGUGGUUUUCUUUUGUUUUUUGUUUGUGUGGUUUUUCUUGGGAGAGGAGUUGGAUUUUGUUUCAUUUUGGUUGAUUAAUUGCUUUUCUUCUUACAAUAAAAUAUGUAGAAGAAACUUAUGUAAAUAUUUUCUUUAAGGUCUUAUAAUUAUCUUUUCCUUCAGAAAGGGAAAAGGAAUUACUAAUUUGGCUUCCUAAAGUUAAGUAUCUGGUGUUAUAAAUGAUGUUUACCCAACAACUUUUUGUAUUGAGAUUUUUUUCAAGCCUACAGAAAGAUUUGAAAGAGUAAUACAUCAAACACCUAAAUAUUCUUCAUCUGGAUUCACUAAUCAUUAACAGUUUCCUUUAUCUCCUUAAUGUAUGUUUAUAUAUGCAAAUCUGUAUUUGUAUAUACCUCUGUCCUUCUACUCACAUAUACAUUAUUGUGUGAAUAUAAAAGACAUUGUGAACUGUACUUCUAAGUACUUCAUGUGUUUCGUAAGGAUAAGGAAAGAAUCUUCCAUAAAACCUAAACCAUUAUCACAUAUAAGAAAACUAACAGGAAUUCUGUAGUACAUUACCAAAUGACCCCCAAAUUGCCUAUAUGUAAUCUAAAUUAAUAUCCAUGUCACUCCAUUCCCCCCAUGAUAAACACUUUUACAAAAUCUACACCAGUUGUCUCAGAAUGUCUCACACUCUGGACAUAUCUCUGUUUCUUUCACUUGAUGCUGUUUUCUUGUAGUGAUUGCUAUUCUUUUUUUUUGUACUGGGGAUCGAACUCAGGACCUUGCCUGGUGCCACUGAGCUAAAUCCCCGGCCCCCUAUUAUUCUUAAAAGAUUUUUAAUCAGAAAUAUAUGAUUUAUGGUUAGAAGUAAUGAAACUAAUUUUUUCACACUUACAUCAAGCUGUACACAUACCUGAACAUUGUUAACUUUUAAGUAUCUGUAAAAUAGAUUAUAACAGGCCAUUGAUGUUACUGUAGCUCUGUAUAGUUUUGUGGUCUUCAUUUUCUGUUAUAUUUGGAGUGACUGAAGAAAGUUUGUGCAAAAAACCCCCCAAAAACAAAAAGCAGAACCUCACUUUCUCCCUUUAAAACAAAAAUCAGCUUUUAAUUUGUUUACCUACUCAACUUACUAUGGAUGGCUCCUAGGUCAUCUUAGAAGUAUAAUCACUUACAGUGCUAUAUCUUUGGAUGCAUGAAUUUUGGAAUGUUUUUUUUAAAAGAUUUCCCAUUCCUUAUAGUCAUACCUUUGAUGAAAACACUGAAAUUGUUGAAAGGGAGGAAAAGCUCUUUAAGAAAAAAGUCCUGUUUCUUAAUUUUCUCAAGUUGGUUACCAGAUUAGAAGCAUGUUGAAUAAAAUGCAUAAACCACAGUCAAAUUAGGAAGUACAUGUCUGUUAAAAUAAUCUGUAUCACUUGUUUUUUAAACAGCUUUUUUAGGAUCUUAAAUUAUUUUAGUUGUUAAUGGCUUUGUAAAAAAUACAGUGUGUUUGUAAUCCAUUAUUUUUGUCAUAGGACAUACAAGGUUCCUUAGCUGAAGGGCCAUUAUAUGUCUUGCUACUUUAAAAAGAGUUAUGGUACAUGAACAAUUGGGAAAGUUCUGGAAUUAAUUUUAUGUCAUAUUACAUGAGAUAGGUAAGAUGCCAAAUAGGAAAAUUUAUGUAAAACAUCCAUAUGAUACGUUUAUUUUUCUCUGAAUAAAGACAGAAAAAAAUCAGUUUUACUGUUUGGAGUUUGUUCUUCCUUCAGAGAAAAAAGAUUUCAGUAUAAGUAUCUUUGAUAGUCUGUAGUUGACAAAUGUAAUAACACACCCAAAGGAGUUGCUAAAUGUGACUGAAGUUGUAAUCAAGAGUGCAGGUAAAUUCACUUAAUAGUUGUCAAAGAGGCUUCAUAAUAACAAGUCCAUUUCUAAAAAUGGUAGAUGGCACACGAUAAAAUAGUUGAUUAAUUUGCAUUGUAAAUGUAUUAUAGUUUGUGGAUGUGAAUUUCUUGUAAAGGUGCUGAAAGGAUGGUGGUGAUGAUAUUUUGUGUUGAAGAUAAAAAUAAGAACUUAAAUUGUAGGAAUUUACUGGUUCAUUUUGCUAUUAAGCAGAAACUUCAGCUUAUUGACCCAGGAAGUUUAAUCCAGAUAUAGCUUCUGUCAAAAGAAUGUCUUGGUAGGUGAUUUGAUCUUGGGCAGCUCCAUGAAUCUCUUGGAGUUGCCUUCUACUUAGUAUUUGUAAUUUCCAGGGCUAAUGCAACUACCCAAUUCUUUGUGGUUUGCCAAAAUUUAGUGCUUCAUAUCCUCUACUCCUAUCUACCUUAAAUGUCUGACAUUCGGCCUGAGUAACUCACCUAUGCCAGUGAAUUUACCCUUGGCAGUUUAGAAGGGGAAAGACGGUGGGAUGGGGUUGGGGACUAUGGUACUGAAACUUGGGAACAUGAUUUCCAGCACAGUGGUAACAAUUACUUUCUGAGAUAAUGUGGGGAUACUGCAUUUCCAUCAUUAAAUCGGUGAGGCUUGUUUCUGUUUGAAGGGCCCUACCAAGAAUAUCUGCACUCUGGGUAGAAGUGCUUUCCCUGGUACUUAUCUGAGGAGAAAGAAGCUCUGGGACAUACUGUAUUUGUGCUCGGCUUUACAACACAGGAGAUGGGUAGCAUUAGACUGUGAAAUCUUAUUGUCCUUGAUAUUCUUGUGGGCAAAGUGGUACCCGUGAUCCUGUUGGCCCGAAAAUGGUAACAGAGGCAAUGUGCUGCAGUCACUGUGAUUUAGCUGUUUGAGUUAUUAAGAAAGAGAGUAGAUUGCUAAGAUUCUAGAGUGCUGUGGAAAUUGUAAUUUCCUGCUUUCUGCUGGCUAAGAGUAUCUUCAGAUAAGCUGCAAAAUGUUGGCAUCUCAAAUACAUGACCUAGAAGAAAUGCCAUAUAUGCCAUUUCUUUACAAGUUACCAGUAAGUAAAAAUAAUGUAGACAUUAUAUUUCAGAAAAGUUGAUUGUGUUGUUCAUUACAUGAAUCCAUUUUUAUACUUAAAUAAAACAAUUCCUCGUAUAUCUGUUCUUAGUUUUCCUGCUUUAGAAGAUUAGAUACCUUGUUGGCAUUUUUAAAAAUAGCUCUGCUAAAUUAGUUUCUAUUAGUUAAUGUAAUAAGAUAAAGAAGUAAAGACAUGUUUCAAGUAUUGAGUAAAAAAGUAGAUGUACUUUUUAUUGUUCUUUUUUUGUAGAGGGGAAAGACAAACCUUCCUAUUUAUCACUGAUUGUAAUCUCCCUUUUUAAACAGAUGCCUUUUAAUUUUUUUUUUUUUUUUUUUGCUGUUUCAUCCUAAUUUUUUCAAGAAUUGUCCUGAAAGGGAAUGCCAGUUGGGUUUGCCCCCCGCCAUGAAAAAAGUUAUUUCAUAGUAAAUGCUGAUUCUGUGUUCAUACAAUUAAUGCUCUUUCCUUUGAAAAGCAGCUUAGCUUAUAAUAGAGCUUAGUGAAAUGUUUGAAUAUCAAAAAAUUUCAGGGCUAUUUAUGUGAUUGUCAAAUAUAAAUUUACUUAGAGAGGGAAGUAGAUUCUCUUCAAGUUAUUUUAAUUUGUGUUUAAAAUUAAAAGAUGUGUAGGUAGGUCAGAAUUACACUAGGCUGCAAGUUAUUUUGUCUUUCUUUACUCAUGAAACUAAGUAGAAUAUUUUCAUUUUCCUGCCUGCUUUUCAUAUUGGAAAAGAAUAUGUUCUCAAGGUUUUUGGCAUUAUGUGAACAAACUCUGUUAGCUUUUAUUCAGCAUUUGAGGCUAUUUAACUAUAUAGAGUUGUAUAUUUGAAAGGCAGAAAAUACCCCCAAAUUUUAAUUUUCUUUAAUAAUAUUUAUUGAAACUUGAUUCUGUUUAUACUCUCAGUAGGGAAAACUAAAACUGAAUAAUGUCCAGAUCAUGCCAAAUGUUUUAUGUAUACUGUAAUUUAAAAUGGCCAGGAAAUUGUUUUCAAAGUCAAAUAAAAGAAAAAAAAUGA
This is a messenger RNA of Heterocephalus glaber (naked mole-rat), 8799 nucleotides long. Lineage: Eukaryota; Metazoa; Chordata; Mammalia; Rodentia; Bathyergidae. The record is from RefSeq and is a predicted model, not a curated record.